This is a messenger RNA of Leptopilina boulardi, 3618 nucleotides long. RefSeq names its product glucose dehydrogenase [FAD, quinone]. The coding region runs from base 420 to 2330 and encodes 636 amino acids. The record is from RefSeq and is a predicted model, not a curated record. Lineage: Eukaryota; Metazoa; Arthropoda; Insecta; Hymenoptera; Figitidae. Gene Ontology annotation, molecular function: flavin adenine dinucleotide binding; oxidoreductase activity, acting on CH-OH group of donors. The transcript is spliced from 6 exons.
AGUUUUGGAGAGAGGUGGUAGUGAUAUACGGCUUAUACGUUCAACUUAAUGUUCUCAGUCUCAGUCUUUCGCUUUCUCCAGUUCCAGGAGCUACAUAAUCGUUUUAUAGUGUUUGUCACGUGACUUAAUUUUCAAAUUUGGAACCUUAAACUGGUUACAGCAAAAGUCACGAAUGACAUUAUAUUAUGGAGGGCUUUUAAAACAAAACAUAUUUAAAUAGACAUAUAAAUGUGUAUAUAAAAACACAAAAAAAAAAAAAUGCAGAGACAUUUGCCUGACAAUUAACAUAACUAUCUCCAUUAUGAGACACAAAGAAGAAAAUUAUUCUUGGUGGCCUUUUAAAUGAAAGACAAAAAAAGAAAGAAGAAGAAAAAAAAAAAGAAAAUACUUGUGUAUAAUAAAUCAAAUGUGACGAAAUUAUGGCUAUUUUAGCUGGAUCAUUUGGUGCAUUAAAAGCGGCAGCCUUAAUAUUUGGAGUGGCAAAACCAAUAUUUAUUUCAAUUUUAAUUGCCAUUAUCACCUAUUAUAAUUAUGAUAUGGUCGAUCCUGAGAGACAUCCAAAAGUAACGAGAAAUUUACGAAAAGAAUAUGAUUUUAUUGUUGUUGGUGGAGGGUCAGCGGGUAAUAUUGUUGCCAAUCGACUAACUGAAAAUCCAAAUUGGAGUGUACUUCUAUUAGAGGCAGGUGGUCACGAAACGGAAAUUACUGAUGUUCCAAUAUUAUCACUCUAUUUGCAUAAAAGCAAAUUGGAUUGGAAAUAUCGAACGCAACCACAAGCUUCCGCUUGUCAGGCAAUGGUUGAUAAGAGAUGUUGUUGGACAAGAGGAAAAGUAAUUGGUGGUUCAAGUGUAUUGAACACAAUGUUGUAUAUACGAGGGAAUCGUCGAGAUUUCGAUCAAUGGGAAAGUUUUGGAAAUCCUGGUUGGGGAUAUGAAGAUGCACUCUAUUAUUUCAAAAAAUCAGAGGACCAAAGAAAUCCUUAUUUGGCACGAAAUAAACGAUAUCAUGGCACUGGAGGUUACCUCACAGUACAAGAUGCUCCGUAUAAUACACCGUUAGGCGCUGCGUUUCUGCAGGCAGGCGAAGAAAUGGGUUACAAUAUUGUCGAUGUGAAUGGAGAGCAACAGACCGGAUUUGCCUUCUAUCAAUUCACCAUGAGGCGUGCAACACGUUGUAGCUCAGCGAAAGCAUUCCUUCGACCCAUUCGACUAAGGGCUAAUUUUCAUCUUGCCUUAUGGACUCACGUGACUAAAGUCCUCAUCGAUCCAAUAACUAAACGAGCUUAUGGUGUUGAAUUCAUCAGAGACGGUCGAAGGCAAAUAGUUUAUGCCAAAAAAGAGGUCAUCCUAUCGGCUGGGGCCAUUAAUUCACCACAACUAUUAAUGUUAUCGGGAAUUGGACCACGUGAUCAUCUUCAAAAAAUGGGCAUUAAUGUUAUUAAGGACUCUCCUGGUGUGGGCCAAAAUGUACAGGAUCACAUUGCAGUAGGUGGAUUGGCAUUCUUAAUAGACUAUCCAAUUAGCAUAGUAAUGAACCGUUUGGUAAAUGUCAAUUCGGCUCUUCGUUAUGCAAUAACCGAAGACGGGCCAUUAACAUCAAGCGUUGGUUUAGAGGCAGUUGCAUUUAUAUCGACAAAAUACGCAAAUCAAAGUGACGAUUGGCCAGACAUUGAAUUUAUGUUAACAUCAUCGUCAACAAAUUCUGAUGGUGGAACACACGUUAAAAAUGCUCACGGUCUAACUGAUGAAUUUUACAAUGAGGUAUUCGGUGAAAUAAAUAAUCGCGAUGUAUUUGGAGUAUUUCCAAUGAUGCUACGACCAAAAUCAAGAGGUGUUAUUAAAUUAAAAUCAAAAAAUCCCUUAGACUAUCCGCUAAUGUAUCAUAAUUAUUUAACACAUCCAGAUGAUGUUAACGUUUUACGUGAAGGUGUAAAGGCAGCUAUUGCUUUUGGUGAGACGGCAACAAUGAAACAAUUUGGUGCAAGAUUUCACAAUAAACCAAUACCAAAUUGUAAAUAUUUACCAUUGUACACUGAUGACUAUUGGAAUUGUGUUAUUCGACAGUAUACAAUGACAAUUUAUCAUAUGAGUGGUUCUACUAAAAUGGGACCACCCAACGAUCGAAUGGCCGUUGUUGAUCCAGAAUUACGUGUUUAUGGUGUAUCUGGUUUGAGAGUGAUUGAUGCAUCGAUAAUGCCAACAAUAACAAGUGGCAAUAUUAAUGCACCAGUGAUGAUGAUUGCAGAAAAAGGAUCGGAUAUGAUAAAACAAUUUUGGAUGACGAGAUCUAAAAGAAGUACUUUAACUAAUUUUACCGCUAGUGCCGGAUGACGAAGAUUAUGUGUUAUGUAUUAGUGUAAAUUUAAAAUUUGUACAGUAAAGGUGCAUUUCUAUUGAGCGACAAUCAAAGUGCCAUUAGUUUGUGACCAUAAAUAUACUGCAGAUACUUUUUAUUUUAACGGAUUAUUUAUAUUUUGACAAUAAUAAAGGCUGACAUAAUUGCCUUCUUUAGAACAAAAGAAUCAAACUAUACUUUUUCGAAGAAUUUUCAAUCCGAAUCUCACCUUAGAAUUGUCUUUCGAGGAUAAUUUUUUCAAAAAGAUCGUUACAGCAUCUGAAAGUACAAUUCUUCUGCUUUUAAAUGCAUUUUGAAAAAUCUUUACUUAACUCGUGAGUUAUCGUCAUUUGAAUUUUUUUAAUUUGGUGAAUGUUUCCAUAAUUCUACAUCAGAUAAUGCUUCAAAAAAUUCAAAUGACGAUAACUCAUGAGCCAAAUAAAGAUUUUUUUAAGUUUCAAAAUGCAUUUUAAAGAGUACAAAUAGUAGUUUAAGAUUUAACAACCUUUUAAAAAAAUUAAUAUCUCUUGAUAUAUCAUUAUAUAUGGUCAAAAAAAACGUCUUUUUUGUACUUUUAGUUUAGAAUAUCUCGAAAACCUAAUGUGCUGAAUCAAUUUCGAGAUUAAAUUCGGAUACAAAAUUCUUUGGAAAAAUAUAGUCUGUUUCUUAGUUCUGAAAUAGGAGAAAAUUUUCUCGGCCUGUGUAAAAUGAAUAUACAUUUUUUCGAUCAUUUAGACUAUCACUGAAAGAAAUAAUUCGAAGACGCAUGAACAAGUUCUAAAAUUAAUUUGUUGGAAAAAAAUUGACAAAAUUCUUUUUUAGCCAAAUUUUCAUUUAUACAAACUGCUUCGAAUUUAUUUUUGCCUGAAUUAAUGUAGACUGUAAAAAUUCUUAUUAAAAUUUGAAUUUAAAUUAUCACAAAUUAGUUCAAGUAAUAAUACUUUAAUGUAGAAAUUCGGUUAGAUUGGAAUUUCUCUGUAUAUUUAUUGCCAUAAAGUAUAGCUAGUACAACCAUACGAAAUGGCGAUAGAUAUUUAUACAAAUUGCUAACAUAACCUUACUUUAUCAUCAGUUCAAACAAAAAUAAACCAUAAAUAAAUAUAACACUUUCCACCAAAGCAUUUCUUUCGGUGUUUAUUAAAAAAAUACUAAAAUCAAUAGCAGAUCAUAAUCAAAAAUUAUAAACGUGACCACUUGCUCGACCAGUGAACAUUUCUAUGUAAAUAUUUCGUUAUAUAGUUUGUCUUGCCUUGACUUUAUUUAUUUUCACUUUUUUUUUUUUUA